AUGCUGAAACCUCAGUCGAAACUGUGGCUGUUUCUAUCCCAGAUCCCGGCCUACCUCCCAACAGACGGGCAGCACCCUAAGCAAGCACCCAGCAAAAUCAGCAAAAUGGACAUCCUCAAACCCCUCACCUCGCGCCUAACCGCGCACCCCAAACUCCUCGUCUCCGCCAUCGCCAUCGCGACCCCAAUCGCCUACCUAAGCUACCUCCACCACAGCCUCUCCACCACCACCUCCCACCACCGCAGCUCUGGCCCCCGAACCAGGGAAGCCGUAGCGGACAUCUCGUCCGUCCCUGCGUCUGUGCUGGAGGGUGGGUACAAGAUGGUGCGGGAUCAUGCGUGGAAGCGCGUCCGUAAGGAGAAGAUUCCCGCCGGGUUGGGGGGGAGGAGAUGCUGA
Pseudogymnoascus destructans is the source of this 396-nucleotide messenger RNA. RefSeq lists its product as uncharacterized. The record is from RefSeq and is a predicted model, not a curated record. The transcript has a single exon. The coding region runs from base 1 to 396 and encodes 131 amino acids. NCBI's taxonomy places the organism in Eukaryota, Fungi, Ascomycota, Leotiomycetes, Thelebolales, Thelebolaceae.